AUGGUUAGAGAAAUAAUUAGAAAAAAGCUUUACGAUGCAGCAACACUAGGUGAUGCAACAACGUUUCAACAACUACUUCAAGAAGAUCCAUAUCUUCUCGAUGUAGUUUCGUUUCCCGAUUCGAGAAAUCUUCUCCACAUAGCAACAAGAAGCGGACAAGCAGCCAUUGUUGAAGAGAUAUCAAGGAUCAACCAACAUCUAGCCAGGAGUUUGGACUCCCAAAAAUCGUCGCCUCUUCACAUCGCAGCAGCGGAAGGGACAGUCGAAAUCGCCUCAAAAUUGCUAGCAAUCGCCCCUCAGACGUGCUGGCUGCGCGACUGCCAUGGCAUGAAUCCAGUUCAUAUUGCCGCCAUGAAUGGGCAUGUUGAGAUCUUGGAAGAGUUCAUUCGACGCGACCGUUUGCCUGCAACGGAGAAGGUGGAUCACAGACAGACCGUCUUGCAUUUGUGCGUGAAACAUGGUCAGCUUAGAGUAUUGCAGGUUUUAGUGAACCAUUUUCGUGAGCUUGUCCAUUUGCAGGAUGAUUAUGGAGAGACAGUCUUGCAUUUGGCUGUUAGGUACAAACAAGUUGAGGUUAGUAAGUUGUCUAUAUCGACUUUGUCACUUGAUUAA
Molecule: messenger RNA, 612 nt
Organism: Salvia miltiorrhiza (redroot sage)
Lineage: Eukaryota; Viridiplantae; Streptophyta; Magnoliopsida; Lamiales; Lamiaceae
Product: ankyrin repeat-containing protein At5g02620-like
Exons: 1
Coding region: 1-612 (203 amino acids)
Cellular component (GO): plasma membrane
Molecular function (GO): protein phosphatase 1 binding; protein phosphatase regulator activity
Source: RefSeq, a predicted model, not a curated record